AUGUUUCUCCCCAACAAUCCAUCAUUCUGGUCUCCUACACGACAUCAUGCUGACAACAUCACGUCUAGCAACAUCCUUCAGAUUCCCUUCCGGCGCUCCCACCCGGUCUCCCUGUCGGAUGCCAUCACCCAGUACAUCUCGUCCAAAUAUGACCAGCGUCCGGACAUGUUCGCCGAUGAUCUCCUGAUCAUUGACCGUCUUCGCACAGAGGCGAUCAAUGUUCAGGAGCCCCAUGUCAGUGGGAUCAGCCGGCUGGUUACGUAUGCAGCCCAGCUGAAGUGGCUAGGGGGGAAGUUUCCAGUCGAUGUGGGGGUUGAGUUUCCCUGGUAUCCUGCCUUCGGGUUCAACACCUCGCGACCUACCUCACAGAAUAACAUCCGGUUUGAACUAGCGAAUAUCAUCUUCAACAUUGCCGCCCUCUACUCGCAACUAGCCUUUGCGGUGAAUCGUACGACGUCGGACGGUCUGAAACAGGCAUGUAAUUACUUCUGUCAGGCGGCGGGGGUGCUGGUGCAUCUGCGCACGGAGAUCCUUCCGGACCUGCGCACGCCGCCGCCCGAAGAUAUGGAUGAUAUGACCAUCCAGAGCCUGGAGCAGCUGCUCCUGGCUGAGGCGCAGGAGUGUUUCUGGCAGAAGGCAGUCAAGGACGGGCUGAAGGAUGCGUCGAUCGCGCGCCUGGCGGCCAAGGUCUCGGACUUUUAUGCCGAUGCGAGUGACUACGCGGUCAAGUCGAAUGCCAUCAGCCCGGACUGGAUCCACCACAUGACUGCCAAGCACCAUCAUUUUGCCGCGGCCGCCCAGUACCGCCAGUCACUGGACUGUCUGGAGAAACGCAAGUACGGAGAGGAGGUGGCGCGGCUGCGAGACAGCGAGGCUUGCGUGAAUGAGGCGCUCAAGGAGUCUCGCUGGAUCAAUCGGACGGUCCUGGGAGACCUGCAGGGCUUGAAGAACCGCGUAACGGAGGAUCUGAAGCGGGCGGAGAAGGACAACGAUGUGAUCUACCUGAACCCGGUCCCGCCCAAGUCCGAGCUCCGCAUCAUUGAUCGCGCGUGCAUGGUGGCGGCGAAAGCUCCCUCGCCGGUGACCGACGCUAUUUCUAUGCUGGGGGAGAAUGGGCCCCUGGGACAGCCGUUGUUUUCUAAGCUCGUCCCGUAUGCGGUUCAUAUUGCUGCCAGUAUUUACUCGGACCGACGUGACCGACUGGUCAAUGAGACCAUCAUUGGCGAGUUGGAGACUAUGACAGACAAAUUACGGGAUUUGCUGUCAUCUUUGAAUCUCCCGGGAUCGUUACAGGCUCUGGAGAAGCCUCUUGGGUUACCCCCAACGCUGGUAUCCCACGCGGAAGAGAUGCGACAGCAAGACGGAUUGAACCGGUUGCGUCGCUCUCUCGAGGACACGGCCAAGGUGAAAGCCAACGACAAGGCCGUGUACAACGAAGGCGUGGAGCUCCUGGCCGCGGAGAAGGCCGAGGACGAUGCAUCGCGGCGGAAAUUCGGGACAGAACGAUGGUCACGACCAUCGUCCGAAGAGGCAGCCCCCAAGCUGUACACGACAUCCCGCGAGAUCGACGGCUACUUCACGUCGGCGCAGAGCAGCGACAACCUGGUCGAGCAGAAACUGCGCGACUCGGAGGCGGUGUUCCGCGUCUUGACCGGGACCAACCGCGAUCUGGAGAUGUACGUCCCCAGCAGUCGACGGGCGGCUAUUCCCCCAGAAUUGGAGCGGGAGGCGAUUCGUCUGCGCGGGUGUCUGAGCGAGGUCAGCCGGCUGGAGAGCCGUAGGAAGCGUCGCGCACAAGCGUUGAAAGACAAGGCUCGGUCGGAUGAUAUUAGCAAGGCACUGCUGAAGGAAGCGGCACGGCUAGAACGGGAGUUCCCGAUGCAGCCGAUCCAGGCGAGCCAGUUCGAGGAUCUCUUCGAGGAGCAGCUGCAUCUCUACGACACGGACCUGGAGAUGGUGGCGCAGGAGCAGCACGACCAAGACCAGAUCGCGGCGCAAGUGCGCGAAGCCAACCGGGCGUUUACGCGGGCUCACAAGGGCGAUGCGUCGACCAAGGAGCGGGAGAAGGCGCUACAGGAGUUGGAGAACGGGUAUCUGAAGUACAAGGAGAUCAUUUCGAACAUCGAGGUAGGACGGAAGUUCUACAACGACCUGGCCAAGAUCGUGGGUCGGUUCCGGGACGACUGCAAAGCCUUUGUGCACCAACGUCGGAUGGAUGCCAGUCAACUAGAGAGCGACAUCUCGAGCGUUGCCGCCAUGGCGUCGUUGAAUAUCUCGCAGCACCCGCUUCGAUACAACGGACAGCCGCCGGCCCCGACCCAACCGUCACCUCCAUCGCAACUCGUGCAGCCGCAGCCGCAGCCGCAGCCGCAACCACAACCACAACCACGAGAGCCUUUGACAGCGCCGCAACCCACGCGUGCUGGGACGCGCCCAUCCAUGGCGCCGGGGGUGUGGUCGCCCGAGAUGGGCAUCCGGUUUGGCCAGGGCGGGCCGUGGGAUCCCAGCAAGGGGGUGAAGUUUUCCUGA
Messenger RNA from Aspergillus terreus NIH2624, 2529 nucleotides. RefSeq names its product putative pH signal transduction protein PalA. Gene Ontology annotation, molecular function: protein binding. Gene Ontology annotation, cellular component: endosome. NCBI's taxonomy places the organism in Eukaryota, Fungi, Ascomycota, Eurotiomycetes, Eurotiales, Aspergillaceae. The record is from RefSeq and is a predicted model, not a curated record. The coding region runs from base 1 to 2529 and encodes 842 amino acids. The transcript has 6 exons.